Carassius gibelio (silver crucian carp) is the source of this 3068-nucleotide messenger RNA. It is a transcript of the gene e2f4, whose product is annotated as E2F transcription factor 4. Gene Ontology annotation, molecular function: DNA-binding transcription factor activity, RNA polymerase II-specific; protein dimerization activity; RNA polymerase II cis-regulatory region sequence-specific DNA binding. The transcript is spliced from 10 exons. Gene Ontology annotation, cellular component: RNA polymerase II transcription regulator complex. Bases 338 to 1543 code for a protein of 401 amino acids. Gene Ontology annotation, biological process: regulation of transcription by RNA polymerase II. The record is from RefSeq and is a predicted model, not a curated record. NCBI's taxonomy places the organism in Eukaryota, Metazoa, Chordata, Actinopteri, Cypriniformes, Cyprinidae.
UCCCAUGAUGCACCGCGCCUUCAACGGCUUCAGUCAUUCAAGCGGCUUUGGCUUAGCUCUGGUGUACAGGAGAGCGUCUGUUCUGUUAGGCCAUCUGGGUUCGGGUAACCAGUGUCCUGAACCGGACCGGUCCCUGAACGGGGGUCUUUACUCUGUCGUUUCGAGCUGAACUUCCCCGUCCAUGCUUCAGGAAUCACCGGCCGUUGACGGGAAGCGAGCGUUUGGGCGGCAGAAGUGGUGCUGUCAGCGAUAGAACAGCAGAAAGCGUUAAAUACACAGACAUAACCCGACCGGAAAGAGAACGGUGGGAAUUUAAGAAUACUUUAAAAGCAAUUUGAUGGAUUUAGAGACCGGGAGAAACGAACUGGGAGCCAUGGGAGAGUCGCUGCAGCCGCAGACCCCCAGUCGCCACGAGAAAAGUCUGGGACUGCUCACGACUAAAUUUGUGACUCUGCUGCAGGAAGCGAAGGACGGAGUGCUGGAUCUCAAAGCUGCUGCAGAUACUUUGGCUGUAAGGCAGAAACGGCGCAUCUAUGAUAUCACCAAUGUUUUGGAAGGCAUCGGACUCAUCGAGAAGAAAUCCAAGAACAGCAUCCAGUGGAAGGGGGUUGGCCCGGGUUGCAACACGCGUGAAAUUGCAGACAAGCUGAUAGACCUCAAGUUGGAAUUGGAGGAUCUUGACAGGAGGGAACAUGAACUGGACCAGCAGAGAGUUUGGGUUCAGCAGAGCAUCAAGAACGUGACAGACGACUCGCUAAAUAGCCCUCUGGCAUUUGUAACGCAUCAAGACCUCUGCAACUGCUUCAAAGGUGACACUCUUCUAGCAAUCAAAGCUCCUUCAGGAACACAGCUGGAGGUUCCUGUGCCUGAAUCUCAUGUUAAUGGACAAAAGAAGUACCAGAUUCACCUGAAGAGCUCUGCAGGCCCCAUCGAGGUCCUGCUGGUGAAUAAGGACCCCUCUAGUUCUUCUCCAGUGGUGCUGCCCGUGCCCCCACCUGACGACAUGCUUCAGAGCCUGUCCAUCCCAUCUUCAACUACCUCUGCUGCUGCUGCCGCCCCAACCAAAGCAGCAGCCAACAGUACGCCAUCCUCCACCUCCACCGGCCAGAGUCCCAGCUCCAUCACCACUGCCGUCACCACCGUCCCUCCAAAAACAACCACUGCCUCUGCUGCUGGGGCAGCUACAGACAUUUCAAGCACCUCCACUUCAGAUGCAACAGCCAAUGCGUCGUCAACAGACACGCAGCAGCUUCAGUCUUCUGCGUCAUUGGACAGCAGCUCUUCACUUCCUGAUUCCUCAACCAUUUUUGAACCAAUCAAAACAGACCCUUCAGAUUUGCUGGAUCUCCCCAAAGAACUCGCCGAAAUGUUUGACCCUAAAGAAAUGAUGAGUACAGAUUUGCUUGAGGAGCUGAUGUCAUCAGAAGUUUUCUCUCCGCUCCUCCGUCUGUCCCCACCUCCGGGUGACCAUGACUACAUCUAUAACCUGGAUGAGACGGAGGGCCUUUGUGACCUCUUUGACGUUCCCAUUGCCAACCUUUGACCUCCAAACACACCGUACAAUGAGAGUAGUGUACUUAAAAGGACUUUCUUUUUUAUGAACCUUUUUGAAAGGAGAAAAAAAAAGAAAGUGUGGCUCUGUGUCAGAUCCAUAUGUAUGAUAAGCUGAUUCUGUGUAUAUAACGCUUUUUUUAUACAUGUAUAUUUACGACUUCCCUUGCUAAAUUCAACUAAUGAAUCUGAUGAUGACAUCAGAUAAUCCAUACCAACCAUUUGUGUUCAUAAGUCCCAAACAAAUUGUUUUUAAUACUUUUAUAUUGACAUCGAGGGAAUCCCAUGACUAAAUUCACCAGCAGAGGUUAAUGGUUCUUAUUAAAUGGUCUUCCUCUUCUAAAGUAGCACCUUCCCCUCCCUCUCGUUCAGCGUAUUUACUGAUCUGGACACAACUAUUAUAUAGAUUGAUAAUGAAACAGUGUAUUACUUGUGUGAUUAUGCUUUUUAAGAAAGCAUGCCUCUGCAUACAUUUUGAAGCGAUUCUGCCAGUAUGUAUCGUGCAGCUCUCAAUAAAACAGUGCAGAAGUAAUUAGAAACUCAUAACGUAGUGGGGAAGAUUGCAUUGCAGUAUAGCGUGUAAAGUGUGGAAUUGAUACAGCUUGGUGCUACAUGGUGAAAUCUAUUUAUCAUAGCGUCAAAUCUCAGAAAAGUGGAAGGAACAUACUUUAAGUGUUGGAUGAACAAUUCCUGCUUUGUCUGUUCCAGCUGUGCUUUGUUAAUACUAGGUGUCUCACUCGCAAAAUGACGAAAGAUCAUUUUCAUCACCGAAUUAAACGAAAUUGAAAGGUAAUUGCAACUUAUUGAUUCAGAGGGGAAAAAAAUUAAAUGGAAUCAAAAAAUCAGAAGUUGCAAUUAUCUUUUUCUGUUUGAAACUUUAAAAAAAACCUCACAGAAUUCUGAGAGAACAGUUUGAAUUGACUGAAUAUGAUUUCAGUCCAUAAAGUGCAUCUGUCCUUAUCCCAUUUAUAUAUAUGUAUAGAUACUUUUGAAAAUAAAUGAUGUCUUCAUUAUGUCUGUAUAUGAGAAACUGUCUAAAGAAGGAUGUGUGUUUGGGGGGCGGAGGAAGUAAAGUCACAAUAUGAAAAGAAAUGGAGCAUCAAUGUGCUGUGUAUUGAACGCUGUCCAAACAGAAUGUCAUUAUAUGUGGGCUACUGUGUCUGGACUGAUGGUUGGCCCCACUAAAAUAGUUUCUUGUUUUCCUAAUGUUCCUAUCAGCUAAAUACUAUUUUUAUGCUUGUACACCGUAAGCAUUUGCCAUUUAUUUUUGUACUCAAUAGAUCGCCAACUGCUCUGGUUUUCAUUAGAUCCUCUGUCUAGCUUAUCUUCACAUUGCACUUUAAAACAGUUGAUCACGCAGGUAACUUCCAGCCCUAUGCAUUGAUUGGGUUGGCUGAGUCAGUUUUACAGUAUCCAGGGAAUUCAAGCAGUUUUCAUAACUUCACAGUGUCAUUGCAAAAUACCAGAAUUGUUGUUCUUUAUCAUCCCCAUGAAAUAAAGAAUGUUUUUGUAUUUGU